This is a messenger RNA of Python bivittatus (Burmese python), 1546 nucleotides long. NCBI's taxonomy places the organism in Eukaryota, Metazoa, Chordata, Lepidosauria, Squamata, Pythonidae. The record is from RefSeq and is a predicted model, not a curated record.
CGCUCCCUCCCCGCUGUUUUCUGCGGCGGCUCCAGGCGAGCCUUGCCCCGCGGUCCGGAUGGAGCAGCCCGCGGUGGAGAGCGAGGCCGAGCCAAUGGCAGGAGCGGAUCCGGAGCUGGCGGCCACGAUGGGCUUCUCGGGUUUCGGAAAGAAAGCUCGAACAUUUGACUUCAAUGCAAUGUUUGAACAAACUCGAAGAACUGCUGUAGAACGAAGUAGAAAGAUUCUUGAAGAGCGUGAGAAAAAGGCAGCUGAGCAAGAACGAGAACUUGCAUGCCAGCAUGGAGGUGCUGAUUCAUUAGCUGCAGGAUCACAUUCAGUAGAAAAAAUAUCUUCCAGAGAUUUGUCUAGUAGUGAAAGUGAAGCCAGUCUGGAUGAAGAAUUUGUUGGUCCCCCUUUACCCCCCAAAGAGCCAGCCGAUGAUUCCGAUGAGGAGCUGAUUGGCCCACCGCUUCCUCCCGGCUACAAGAGCGAAGAGGACGACGAUGACGAUGAUGAUGACGAUGAUGAUGAUGAGAGUACCCAGGAAGAAGAUGAGGAUCCUGUGAAGAAGAUUCCUGAUUCACAUGAAAUUACGCUGCACCAUGGCACAAAAACAGUCUCUGCUUUAGGAUUGGAUCCAUCAGGUGCACGUUUGAUAACUGGAGGUUAUGACUAUGAUGUUAAAUUUUGGGAUUUUGCCGGAAUGGAUGCAUCACUUCAGGCUUUUAGAUCUCUGCAACCAUGUGAAUGUCACCAGAUAAAGUCUUUGCAGUAUAGCAGCACUGGAGAUGUCAUUCUUGUUGUUGCGGGUAAUUCUCAAGCCAAGGUCCUUGAUAGAGAUGGCUUUCCUGUGAUGGAGUGUGUGAAAGGAGACCAAUAUAUUGUAGACAUGGCAAACACUAAGGGACACACAGCAAUGCUUAAUUCAGGCUGUUGGCAUCCAAAAAUAAAAGAGGAGUUUUUAACAUGUUCCAAUGAUGGGACUGUAAGAACAUGGGAUGUCACUAAUGACAAAAAACACAAGACUGUGUUUAAACCACGUUCAGCUCAAGGCAAAAGGGUGAUUCCAACAAGCUGCACCUACAAUAGAGAUGGUAAACUCAUUGCAGCUGGCUGCCAAGAUGGGUCCAUCCAGAUCUGGGAUAGGAAUAUGAAUGUUCAUACCAAGUUUCACUGCAGGCAAGCACAUGCUCCAGGCACUGACCCAUCGUGUUUGACAUUUUCCUACGAUGGUACCGUUCUUGCCAGUCGGGGAGGUGAUGAUACCUUAAAAACCUGGGACAUCAGACAAUUUAAAGCACCUCUUAAUUCUAUCAGUGGCCUACCUAGUUUCUUCCCCAUGACCGACUGUUGUUUCAGCCCAGAUGAUAAAUUACUUGUUACUGGUAUUUCUGUUAAGAAAGGACAUGGCAAUGCAAAACUUCUCUUUUUUGAUCGUGAUACAUUUAAAAAAAUGUAUGAGAUUGAUGUCACAGAUGCGGUGGUUGGGCUGAGGGUGAGCCGUAAGGCUCUUAAUCUCAUCAGGAUGGUAACUUACCAUGGAGCUAAUGAAGCAAGAGGCUAA